CCGGCUGUGAGGACAGACUUCUUCCAGAUUUGAGCGCUUGAUGCGGCCUGAGGAUGAGCUGUUCGUGCAACAAACCCAGACCAUCGCAUCGGAAGAGGACGCUUGGUGGGCGCUGUUCCAGCGACUAAUCCCAGACAUGGACGGACGAGAUGUCGACACACUGAAACUUGACUAUUCGCCUUAUCAUGUUCAUCGAGGCACCUCUUUCAUCAUUCCCGCCAUCAAUAUUCCAACAUCAGUUGUUGAAGCAAUGCCUUCACAAUUUGGCACGUCUGCGAUUGAUCCAUUAUACCGUUCGUGCUGAUAAGCAGCGUUGUAGUGACACGCCCAUGGAUGGGUUCCCCUUUACGUUGGACGGGAACGCAUGCCCAUCUUCACCAUCGAAUUUCCUCUUCCGGGAUUUCUCAGUGCCCGUCUUUGAGGUACCGGACACGCAGGGCCUAGCAGGUGGCCUACAACUGCCCGAAAUUACAAUAUCAAGCUCGGACUCUAGCGUUUACACACUUUCAUCGACGUCCAAGGGCAAGCGGCCAAUGUACGGGAGCAGCACCACAACUUUGACAUCAACGGCGGAUUCCUCUGACUCCCAACCUGACCCACGAGAGACUGCAUCUGCCAGCACAUCAAAGGUUGCAAGCCAGAUGCAAUUGGAAAGAAACCACUUGCGGCUCAAGACGCGAUGCGAACAUCUCGAAAAGGAGAACGCACAGAUGCGCGAGGAUAAAUCUGCGAACAGCAAAGACUUAAUUCGGGCAGAGGCUGUAUUAGAGGGCGUGCUAAGUUCGGCCGAAUUAUCUCAGGGAGUGUUUGAGAGCCUGAGCGAGCUAGCAGAUAUUUUGUUGGCCAUGAGGCGCAGGCUGAGCUGAUAUAGCGCUACAGUAUGUUUUGUUUGGAUACCCCCUGUUUGCCCCUUACUUCCUGUUUACUUUGCUGCCGGAUAGAGAAAACCAGCACCAAAUCAUAAACUACCCGGAUACCUUACAAUCUCGUUCUCUUAAUCCAUGAAGCUAAUGUGGCUGAAUCUUCACGUGUCUCCAUUCAAGCCAUGGACGGAUGAAAUACCAUCCGAUAUUACCUCUCGGGGACAUAUCAUGGAACUUGCUGGAAUUGUUGCUUGAGGAUCAUUCCCAAAAUCCUAGACACGCCUAAUUACUAUUGUAUGCUCGAAAGGCGUCAUGUUGGGUUGAGUAAUGAAAUUUUUUGAGAAUUAGUCACCG
Messenger RNA from Canariomyces notabilis, 1217 nucleotides. RefSeq lists its product as uncharacterized. The coding region runs from base 186 to 866 and encodes 226 amino acids. The record is from RefSeq and is a predicted model, not a curated record. Lineage: Eukaryota; Fungi; Ascomycota; Sordariomycetes; Sordariales; Chaetomiaceae. The transcript is spliced from 3 exons.